Micropterus salmoides (largemouth bass) is the source of this 1561-nucleotide messenger RNA. It is a transcript of the gene trdmt1, whose product is annotated as tRNA aspartic acid methyltransferase 1. NCBI's taxonomy places the organism in Eukaryota, Metazoa, Chordata, Actinopteri, Centrarchiformes, Centrarchidae. The record is from RefSeq and is a predicted model, not a curated record. Gene Ontology annotation, molecular function: methyltransferase activity.
UAAAAUACUAAUACACAUAGUGUGUGCUGGUGUAUGUAACCUUCACCAGUCCAGAGUAUACAAACGUUUUCAGCAUUCAGCAACAUAACCAAUCCUCAGAACAAACGUCUUUAUCUGAAGCUGAUUCUCUUGUUUUGUCCACCCCAUUUAUAACACAGACAGUAUUAGUGUAUGAGUAACGGGGAUUUCUAAUAAUGCCGAGACGUAGCUGUAGGGAAGUAGGAAACCACAGAUAGCUGAGAUCAUCUCACAAGCAGCAGUGUCCUGCUGUACCGGCCGGAGGCAGCACUGCAGGUCGAGUCUGCCGGAGAGGAAGAGAAAGAAGAAGAAGCUGCUGCAUGCCAUCCAGCCUCCACACCAGCUGGUGGCGGUGCGGUUUCCAACGUCGUUAACCCACGAAGAAGAAGGACAGGCAUGGAGGCGCUGCGUGUGCUGGAGCUGUACAGCGGAAUAGGAGGGAUGCAUUACGCGCUGAAGGAGAGUGGCAUACCUUUCCAGGUGGUGGCUGCCAUCGACAUAAACACCACAGCCAAUCAAAUCUACAGGCACAACUUCCCUGACACCCCCCUUUGGAACAAGACCAUUGAGGGCAUCGCACUAGAUGACUUCAACAAACUAGCCUUCGACAUGCUUCUGAUGAGCCCUCCUUGCCAGCCUUUCACCAGGUUAGGACUUCAGGGCGACGUUUCUGACCCGAGAACCAAGAGCUUCCUCUACAUACUUGAUCUUCUGCCAAGGCUGAACAGGCUGCCCCGCUUCAUCCUGCUGGAGAACGUGAAAGGCUUUGAGAGUUCUUCCACCAGGGAACGUUUGGUGAAAACACUAAUGGAAUGUGGAUACACUUUCCAGGAGAUCAUGGUCUCACCCACAAGUGUUGGGAUCCCAAAUUCAAGACUACGUUACUUCCUGAUUGCUAAGAUGUCAACAGAAAACUUCAGUUCCCAGGUUAGGCUGGCUGCCAGUACUCCUGGUAAUGUAGGAAAGAAAUGUGUAUCACUGUUACUCUGGAUAAUCAGGAGACCUCACUGUAAACUUUUUUUUUAGAUUUUAGAUGCCUUCCCACAUCCUGCUGAGAGUGAUUCCCCUGAGCAGCCCAUGCUCUCCAGCCCUCCGUCUCCUGCAGGUACCUGCCAGCCAGAAGAGGAAAUGCAGGUGGGUCGUGUCCUAUAUAAAAGUGAGACAUCGCUGGAUGCCCAGACGAAGAUGAGUCAGAACAAGGAUCUUUCUGUGAGGCAAAUCCAAGACUUCCUGGAACCCCAGAUGGGAUUGAAUGUGGAACACUACCUCCUGCCUCCUAAAACACUGCUGCGGUACGCUCUGCUCCUGGACAUUGUUCGGCCCACAUGCAGGAGGUCUGUCUGCUUUACGAAAGGCUAUGGGCGCUAUGUGGAGGGAACUGGCUCAGUACUGCAGUGCUGCGUGGAGACAGAGAUGGAGAGUGUGUUCAGAGGUCUGGAGCAAUGCUCUGAGGAGGAAAAACUCCAGCAGCUGGCCAAACUGAAGCUCCGUUAUUUUACUCCCAGAGAAGUUGCCAACCUCAUGGGUUUCCCUCAGAGCUUCU